AUGGAAGGUAUCAACCAUUACAACACGUUAAUUAAUGAGUUAUUAGCUAAUGGUAUUGAACCAUUUGUCACCCUAUUUCAUUGGGAUCUUCCUAAUGCAUUGGAAGAAGAGUACAUGGGAUUUUUAAGUUCUAAAAUUGUGGAUGACUUCCUUAACUAUGCGGAUAUUUGUUUUUGGGAAUUUGGAGAUCGAGUAAAGAAUUGGGUAACAAUAAAUGAACCAAAUAUAUUCACCACCUUGGGUUAUGUACAAGGUCAAGGGGCACCGGGUCGAGGUGGAGAAAAUGAAGAUUGUGACCCUCAAACAGAACCAUAUAUAGUAGCAUAUAACAUACUAAAUUGUCAUGCAACUGCUUAUAGAAGGUAUUAUGAAGAUUAUAAGGAUACCCAGAAAGGUAAAGUGGGAAUUACCCUCAACUGCGGUUAUUUUCAACCUUAUCGCGGUGAUAGUUAUAAAAAUGAUGUCCAAGCUGUUACAUACGCAUAUGAUUUUACGAUUGGAUGGUUCCUUGAGCCAUUAACAAGAGGUACUUGGCCUAAUAACAUGGAAAAAAUCGUUGCGACUCCUACUAUUGAUCAUCCAAAUGGUCGUCUUUUGCCGAAAUUUUCUACUAAUCAAAGUAAAAAGUUGAUUGAUUCAUAUGAUUUCUUGGGAGUAAACUACUACACUGCAUAUUUUACACAAUAUCAAGAUCCUUCUGAUGCAAUCCCUCUUGGAUAUUCUACAGAUUGUCACUAUACGGUUUCAGGACAAGAUCCCAGUGGAAACUAUAUUGGAGAGCCGUCGUAUCAGGGUUCGUGGAUUUAUCUUUGUCCUCAACAACUUACAGAACUUUUAAUUUACAUUAGAAGAACCUACAAUGUUACUAAAGAUAUGAUCAUCACAGAGAAUGGGUCUUCUGAUAAGAAUGAGACUGGUAAAACAUAUGAACAAGUGCGUGAUGAUGAAUAUCGGAUCAAAUACGUUAAGGAACAUCUUAAAGCUAUUAGAUUGGCUCGAGAAAAUAAUAUAAACGUGAUGGGAUACUUUAUAUGGUCAUUCAUGGAUAGUUUUGAAUGGGAUUCUGGGUAUACUAAUAGAUUUGGUAUGAUCUAUGUUGAUUUCAUGAAAGACCUUCAAAGGUACCCAAAAAAGUCAGCAAUUUGGUUUAAGAAGUUCCUUGGUGAAGACAAAAUAAUUCCAGUUAAAAGAAGCAUCACCGAUCGUGAAGACGGACAUAACUUUGAGAAGAAUUCAAAGAAGGCGGGAAAACCAAUCGAAGCGAGCCAAAAGAUGAAGAAAGCCAAAACAUGA
Molecule: messenger RNA, 1293 nt
Organism: Lactuca saligna
Lineage: Eukaryota; Viridiplantae; Streptophyta; Magnoliopsida; Asterales; Asteraceae
Source: the annotation of a GenBank genome assembly